AUGUCAAAGCAAUUAGAUUCAACAAUAAAUCAAAGGGCGAUAUUUGGAGGGUCAGAUAAAAUCGUUCACGUAUGGAUAGAACAGUAUGAUGAGCCCUUGAAGGGCAUAGAUCUCAACAUAGACGAGACAUUGGUCGCUAGUGCAAGCGAUAUUGAUCGUAUCUUUUAG
Messenger RNA from Paraglomus brasilianum, 168 nucleotides. NCBI's taxonomy places the organism in Eukaryota, Fungi, Glomeromycota, Glomeromycetes, Paraglomerales, Paraglomeraceae. The record is from the annotation of a GenBank genome assembly.